AUGGAUUAUUCUUCCCUGAGAAAAUCAUUCAAAGGCCAAACUGGAAAUUCUUCAAAGUAUUCAAAAAGCAAUGAAGAGUUACCUAAUCUUUACCCUCAUCAAUCAAAUGAUUCCCGAGAAUCUCCACAACCGUCAACGGCGGUUGGAAGAGCCAAUCAUCCUGAGGUCAUCGUCAAGGUCGAUGGUUCAAGCUCCAGCAGUGAAGAUAAACCGGGAAGGGAACCUAGCUUCGGUUACAUGCAACGUGAGAAGAAUGACAUAAAGGAUCCAGCAUCAAAAAGAAUUGGUAAGUUCUCAGAUAAGAAAAAUGUUGAGGAUGAUGAGAUUUCAUUAGACAUGGAUAUUGAAAUGGAUAAGUUAAGACGUGAACGCCAUCACAACUCGUCACCAUUCCAAGAAUCUACACUGAGCAAGAACCCUUCUAGGGAAAUUAGAGUUUCAUUUGAACCCUCUGUUUCUAAUAAUAGUUCAUUGGAGUCUGUUAGAAGGCGAUAUAAGGAUUUACAAGACGAUAAAGAAGAGUCUUCUGACGGUAUUAAUUCACAGCAGCCAGAGCAAGAAGAAAAGUUCGGUGACGAAGUGUUGAGAUGCUCAUCAAAUUCAACAUUUCAAACACAAUCUAGCGGAUUGUCAAGAGCAAAAACAAAAUCAAGGCUUUUAGACCCAUCACCAAAUGAAUUAGACAGAAUACCAUUUAAGUCUGGCCAACAGAAAUCUGAACUAUUAGGUAAGUCUACAGAUGAAGAUGAAGAUGAUCCAUUAGAAUGCGAUGACUUGCCUGAUAAGUAUAAAAAAGUUCAAGUAAGUACAAUGACGGUGCUUGAAUGCAUGAGUUUGAUUACGAUCGUAGCUCUAUUAGGUUGCACUCUUUUUAUAACUUCUUGGAAGGAGAAGAGCUUUCUAGAGCUUAAAUUGUGGAAGUGGGAGGUUUUGUUUUUGGUUUUGAUAUGUGGGAGGUUGGUUUCAGGUUGGGGAAUACGUAUAAUAGUAUUUUUUAUUGAGAGGAAUUUUCUUUUACGUAAAAGGGUUUUAUAUUUUGUAUAUGGUUUAAGAAAUGGAGUUCAAAACUGCUGGUGGUUAGGGCUUGUGUUGUUGGCUUGGCAUUUUCUCUUUGACAAGAAGGUUAAAAGGGAGACGAAUGGUGCAAUAUUGAAAUUAAUUACGAGGAUCUUAGUAUGUUUUUUGGUGGCUAAUUUCGUAUGGUUGAUCAAGACAUUGAUGGUUAAGGUUCUUGCUUCUUCUUUCCAUGUUAGCACCUAUUUUGAUAGGAUUCAAGAAUCUAUCUAUAACCAAUAUAUAAUAGAGACAUUGUCUGGUCCUCCAUUGAUUGAAAUACAAAAAAACGAAGAGGAAAUAGAGAAGACGACUGCUGAGAUUCGUAAACUGCAAAAUGCUGGAAUUAAUAUACCUCCAGAUCUUAAAGCAACUGUAUCCCCUCGAUCAAAGAGUGGGAGAAUAGGAACCAAAUAUUCUAUGGAAUUUUCAACAAGAAGAGGAGAGAAGAAGGUGAAUACUGAGAUCACAAUUGACCAUUUGCACAAACUGAAUCAUAAGAAUAUUUCUGCAUGGAAUAUGAAGAGGUUGAUGAAAAUUGUUAGAUAUGGUUCUUUGUCAACUUUAGAAGAGCAAAUUCUAGAUGCAAAUAUUGAUGAUGAAACUGCAGUAGAGAUUAGAAGUGAAUAUGAGGCUAAAAUUGCUGCAAGAAAAAUUUUUCAUAACGUUGCUGGUCGUGGAUCAAAGUACAUAUACUUACAAGAUUUGAUGAGAUUUAUGAGAGACGAUGAAGCUUUAAAAACAAUGAGUUUUUUUGAAGGAGCAUCUGAAACAUGUAGAAUCAGUAAAUCUUCUCUAAAGAAUUGGGUGGUGAAUGCUUUUAGAGAAAGAAGAGCACUUGCCUUGACAUUAAACGACACAAAAACAGCAGUAAACAAACUCCAUCAAGUGGUAAAUGUAAUAGUUGGGAUUAUUAUAUUGGUGAUUUGGCUUCUCAUACUUGGAAUUGCCACAAGCAAAUUCGUUGUGUUCAUGGGAUCACAAAUUGUGGUUGCUUCUUUCAUUUUUGGAAACACUGCCAAGACAUUGUUUGAGUCAAUUAUCUUCCUCUUCUUGGUUCAUCCUUUUGAUGUGGGUGAUAGAUGUGAAGUGGAUGGAAGGCAGCUUGUGGUUGAGGAGAUGAACAUCCUAACCACCAUCUUUCUGAGAGAUGACAAUCUGAAGGUCAUAUACCACAACAAUAUUCUGGCCACUAAAGCUAUUGGCAACUUCUAUCGUAGUCCUGACAUGGGUGAUGCUAUUGAAUUCUUCGUCCAUGUCUCGACUCCUGCUGAAAAGAUUGCUAUGAUAAGACAAAGAAUAACAAGUUACAUUGACAAUAAGAAAGAACACUGGUAUCCAAAUCCAAUGGUAAUACUGAUGGAUCAUAUGGACUUGCACAAGGUGAAAAUGGCAGUAUGGUUUAGGCAUAGAAUAAAUCACCAAGAUCAAGGCCUUAAAUAUGAAAGGAGAUCUCUUUUAUUGGAAGAAAUGGGCAAAAUUUUCAAGGAGCUUGACAUUCAAUACCGUUUAUUUCCCAUUGAUAUCAACGUUCGUAAUAUGUCUCUGCCUCCUUUGCCCCCUUACUCUCCUUCUUGA
Molecule: messenger RNA, 2631 nt
Organism: Manihot esculenta (cassava)
Lineage: Eukaryota; Viridiplantae; Streptophyta; Magnoliopsida; Malpighiales; Euphorbiaceae
Product: mechanosensitive ion channel protein 8
Exons: 5
Coding region: 1-2631 (876 amino acids)
Biological process (GO): monoatomic anion transport; transmembrane transport
Cellular component (GO): plasma membrane
Molecular function (GO): mechanosensitive monoatomic ion channel activity
Source: RefSeq, a predicted model, not a curated record